AUGUCCAGCGGGUAUCAUGACCACCAAUCCCACAUGUUCUCCACCGAGCGCGGCCAUUUCCUCGAAGCCGGAAGCUGCCCAGCCUCGCACCCCGUCCGCGUCCCACAAGUCGCCUACGAAACCAUGUGGAACACCACCGUGUUUAAAGACAUGUGGCCCAAGGAUGGGUCGCAGCCCUUCGUGUGGUCGUUCUUGGGGAAUGGUUACGGGACGCACGCGGACUACGUGUUUGGAUGGAAGGGGGACAGCCUGCAAAGAGCGAUGAAUGAUACGUGUAUGUUUCACGGGUGUGGAAGCCCGGGGGUUCAGGGGAUACUCAAGACUCAAACGGUGGAGGAGAUGAAUAAGUGUCAGGCGGUAAGAGAGGUGACGGAGGAUGUUGAUGGGUGGUUGGAUGAGUUGCCGGGGCAGAAGAUGGGUGAAGUGAUGUGA
Molecule: messenger RNA, 432 nt
Organism: Didymosphaeria variabile
Lineage: Eukaryota; Fungi; Ascomycota; Dothideomycetes; Pleosporales; Didymosphaeriaceae
Exons: 2
Coding region: 1-432 (143 amino acids)
Source: RefSeq, a predicted model, not a curated record